CCAGCAGACUGAUGCGCCCAUCCUCUCGUUGUCCAACGGAGGCUGCAGAACUGAUGACUGAUAAAGAGCUGACGCACUUCGCACUUCUUCUGCGGCUCGUUUUGCAAAAUACCCACUCCUGAACCUGCUGCCGGGGUGUCAGGAAAAUAAGGAGCGAGGCUCACCAAAAUAAGGUCAGACAGCAACACUGCCUUCCUCGCCCUUUUGCAGAUCGUUGUCUGUUGUUGUCUAAACUGGUUGUACUUGUUCAUUGGGAAAACAUGGCGUCUGAUGCUUCUGUUGAUACCUUUCCUGAUACUGUACAGCGAGUUCAUGCGCCUUUUGGGAUGGGUGUGCCUGCGGGAAAAGGCGCGUCGCUGCCCGUCUUCUAUGCUUUUCUCAUCCUCAUCCCCAUCCCGGGCGGCGUCGGAGGCGGGAAAAUCCUGGUAUUCCCCGAGGACGGGAGCCACUGGGUGAACAUGCAGGUGAUUCUGCGCGAGCUGCACGGCCGAGGCCACGCCCUGACGGUGGUGCGCUCGGUGCAGAGCUGGUACAUCACGGAGAACCCGGCGCUGUACGCGUCCGUCAACGUGGACCCGCCGCCGUCCGAGGGCUUCAGCGCCGAGAUGUUCGCGGGGCUGCUGCGGCGCUCGCUGCAGGUGCAGCGCAUGUCGUCCGCGCGUCACUUCCUGGAGCAGCAGCGCGACGUGGCGCACACGCUGCGCCUCAUCCACGCCGCCGUGCUCCAGAUCAUCUCCGCCAUUCUGGAAGAUUCCGCGCUGACCGCCCGGCUGCGCCAGGAGCGCUUCGACCUGCUGCUGACCGACCCGGCGUUCCCCGCCGGCGUGCUGCUCGCCAGCUACCUGGACCUGCCGCUCGUCUACAACGUGCGCUGGAUCAACACGGGCGACGCCCACAUGGCCAUCGCCCCGUCGCCGCCGUCCUUCGUGCCCGUGUACAACUCCUUCCUGCCCGCGCGCAUGACCCUGUGGCAGCGCGUGCAGAACGCCGUGCGCUACGCCGCUAGCGUGCUGCUCGAGCGCUACGUCCUGGUGCCCGUCUACGACGAGCUGAUCGCGCGGCACUUCCCGCCGGGCGCCGACCUGCUGUCCAUGCAGCGCCGCGCCGACAUCUGGCUCAUGCGGGUGGACUUUGUGUACGACUUCCCGCGCCCAACCAUGCCCAACGUGGUCUACAUCGGCGGCUUCCAGUGCAGGCCGCCUCGGCCGCUGCCCGACGAGCUGGAGGCGUUCGUGCAGAGCUCCGGCGAGCACGGCAUCAUCGUGAUGUCCCUGGGCGUUCUGAUCGCCACGCUGCCGAAGGACAUCACCGAGGCCAUCGCCGAGGCGUUCGCCCAGCUCCCUCAGAAGGUCCUGUGGCGCUACAUCGGCGAGCGCCCGUCGACUCUGGGCAACAACACCCUGCUGGUGGACUGGCUCCCCCAGAACGACCUGCUGGGGCACCCCAAGACGCGGGCCUUCGUGGCGCACGGCGGCAACAACGGAAUGUACGAGGCCAUCUACCACGGCGUUCCCGUCGUGGCGCUGCCGCUCCUUUUCGACCAGUUCGACAACUCCCUCCGGCUCCAGGUGCGCGGCGGCGCACGCGUGGUCAGCACGGCGACCCUCACCGCCGCCGUCUUCAAGGACGCGCUCGAGGACGUCAUGGAGGACCCGUCGUACCGCGAGGCCAUGCGCCGGCUCUCGCGCCUGCACAGGGAUCAGCUCGUCUCGCCGCUCGACACCGCCACCUUCUGGAUCGAGUACGUCAUGCGGAACAAGGGCGCAGCCCACCUGCGGCCGGAGUCCUGGGACAUGCCCUGGUACGUCUAUCACAGCGUGGACGUGGUGCUGUUGCUCCUGGCCCUGGCCUGUCUGACUGUGGCGGUUCCUGUUGUUACCUGCAGGGCUCUGUGUCGGGCGGUUUUCAAGAAGAAGAGAAAAGUGGAGUGAAAUUUAUGUCGUUAUGCUUCAUUUUGUUUUGUUGUAGGAAGAGGGGUUAGGUAACGUUUUUGCUUAGUUUUGUUCUGUUUUGUUUUGUUUUAAAAGGGGUUUGGUUAAGUGUUUGCUUUGUUUUGUUUUGUUUUGUUUAUUUAGGAAGAGGAAUACAUUUGACAUUUUUGUACAUUUUUGUUUUGAAAUAGCAAUAAUUAAGAAAAAAACAAGUGAGUAAAAGCCAAGCUAGGCCAAAGUAGGGGUGGGUUUAAAAAAAGAUUCAAAUAUGAAUUUCAUUUAUAUAAAUCAAUAGCCUAUUCUAUGUAUUUGCUUCAUGCUUACUUCAUACCAAAAAAAUGACACAGAGGUUGAGAAUUCUGUUCUUUUCUCUCUGUAAGUUGACUGGAUUUCCAUAUAUUCCUCUGUGUGUGAUUAAAACCAAAUGAGCUUG
Molecule: messenger RNA, 2364 nt
Organism: Sardina pilchardus (European sardine)
Lineage: Eukaryota; Metazoa; Chordata; Actinopteri; Clupeiformes; Clupeidae
Gene: ugt5g1
Product: UDP glucuronosyltransferase 5 family, polypeptide G1
Exons: 4
Coding region: 261-1931 (556 amino acids)
Molecular function (GO): UDP-glycosyltransferase activity
Source: RefSeq, a predicted model, not a curated record